Mus pahari (shrew mouse) is the source of this 1584-nucleotide messenger RNA. RefSeq names its product transmembrane protein 45A (gene Tmem45a). The record is from RefSeq and is a predicted model, not a curated record. The transcript has 6 exons. The coding region runs from base 342 to 1163 and encodes 273 amino acids. NCBI's taxonomy places the organism in Eukaryota, Metazoa, Chordata, Mammalia, Rodentia, Muridae.
AGUGUCGGGCCGGGGAAACCAGAUGAAGCACAUCUGGACAGCUGUGCUGAGAAAGUUUGUGGGCCCCUUCCAGGCCUGUCACCCGCAAGGCACGUCCCCCACGUAGCCUCCUGCUAGCCACUUAUUACUUAAUUUUUUUUUUCCCCAAGAAGCAAUCAGCAACCCACGCUUGAAUCUUUUUCUUCCCUCCCAUGUGAGGCGAGGCCACAUCACAUUCAACACAGUUUAAUUUUCAUGGGGCUUUGCGAUCAAAAGAACAGAAACAGCGACCAAAGCUCAGCUGCCUUCUGAUCCUAACUGACAAAGUGGGGAGAAUAAGGUGCAAACAGGCCAAACGGGUCAUGGGGAGUUUCAAAGGUCAUGCUCUCCCUGGGAGUUUCUUCUUCACCAUGGGCGUUUGGUGGACUAUGAAGAAUAUCCUGAAAUCUGUCUACAAAAGGCAAACUCGAACCUGCUACCUUAAUUCUAAAUCAUUAUUACGUCGAACGGAGAUUUGGGAAGGAGUUGUUGUGCUUUUAAUGUCUCUUACUGGUAUAGUUGGUGAACAGUUUAUCUCAGGAGGACCCGCCUUGAUCUUGUAUAAAGACGGCCAGUGGAACCAGAUCCUGGGCUGGCAUCACACAACCAUGUACUUAUUCUUUGGGCUGCAGGGUAUAACCCAGAUCAUAUGUUUCACUACUAAUGCACUUCCACUUUCCCUAAGCAAGUUAAUGUUAUCAAUUGCCAUCUUUGUGGAGACAUUUAUGUUCUACAACCACACACACGGUCGGGAAAUGAUUGACAUUUUUGUACACCAACUUCUGGUCUUCGUCAGCAUAUUUGCUGCUCUGGUUGCCUUCUUGGAGUUCCUCAUAAAGAACAAUCCACUUCUGGAGCUCCUGCGGUGCAGUCUCCUCAUGCUUCAAGGAACCUGGUUCUGGCAGAUCGCUUUUGUGCUGUACCCCCCUAAAGGAAGCGCUACAUGGAACCUGUCAGAUAUUCACAAUAAAAUGUUUCUCUCAAUGUGCUUUUGCUGGCAUUAUGCAUCAAUCAUUAUCCUCAUUGGAGUAAAAUAUGCUUUGGCCAACUGGUUAGUCAAGUCUAGACUGAGGAAGGGCUGCACCUCAGAAGUUGGACUCCUGAAGCAUACUGACCGUGAGCAAGAAUCAGAAGAAGAAGUGUGAUCUUGAUGGGCAUCUAGUCUUUCUUGAUGAGCCUUCUCACUUUGCGUUGCCUUUAUUCAUGGCUUUGUUUCUUGACCUUUUGUCCCAAGAGCACUUGUCUGAGGCUGACUCCAUGCUAUUUGUACUUCCAGUUUUGUUAACGUGUUGGACUUUAAAUAUCUUACUUUCAUCUCUGAAUGAACCAUGGGUGAUAAAUUCACUUUUCACACUGUGCAUGCCAUGUAAUUCAAGAGCAAACAUAGUUGUUUUCCAAAGUUUAGUUUUGUGUCCAUUUAUUAAAAUUAUAUAUUUUAUUUUCCGGGUGGAUACCUUCAAGAUUUGUGGACUUGCCAUCACUGUAAUACAUUAAGUGUUGACUUGCAUUUGUCUAUCUUGUUGCCACAAUGGAAAAUAAAUGAAUGCAUGCACCUUGGUGCAGAAA